AUGCCGAAUCUCUGCGCGACGGCCUUUGCACAGGAUGGACGGACACGACAGUGGGGCCUUGUCCUCCAGAAGCGGCUCUACGAGUUGCUUUUGCAGGCUAACACAUAUCGCAAAUCGAACGACGACGAGACCAGCAAGGCUCUGAACACUCUCUUCAGCGACCUGUUUUUCCACAGGUGGCAGGUGGUGCUAGAGCUGUGGGCAACGGGGGAGCAGUCAGGCUGGAAUGCGGAGUCUGCGGAGUACCGAGACUUCGCCUUCUGUCUCUUCGGAGGCCCCUCCCACACGAAAUGGAGCUGCGAGGAUGCCUUCAGUCAUCUCGCCGGAAGCUUGCAGAGACACGUGCCCAUGAUAGAGCCAUCGACAGAUGACUACCGCGCCAUGCGGGCCGAGCGCCAAGCUGGAAAGUCCAGAAGCAGCACAGAUCCAGCAGAUCUGAACUACGUCCAGGGUACCGCCUUCCGGCUUCAGACAGCUUCGCCGACAGAGUUGAAGUUGAGCAGUCUGCUGCAGGAGAUCGGGCGCCACUACUGUUUCUUGCAGCCCCUUGUGAAGGAGUUCCCAGAUCGUGUACCGUCGGGCUUCCUGCUGACAGAUGUUUGGCUGAGAAAGAACGACAAACGACAAAAGGGCUUGGUGAAGCCCAAGCAGGGUGAGACGGUUUGGGACCACGCUGCGAAAGAGGCCAAGCGCAUCAAGAAAUUGAUGGGGUCCCUACGCUACCUCUUCAGAAAUGGCAACGAGGAUGCAAAUCUUAUGCGGUAUCACUCUGCUUUGGGGUGGGGUUCCCCUUGCGAGCUUUCCGAGCUUUGGAAGGAUUCCCAAGUCACCGGGCACGAGCCGGACGAAGGGGCGCCCGAGGAUGAGACUGUUUCGGGCCGAGGCGAUGAUGACGAAGACUCCGGCGAGGAGUCGGGCGAGUCCGAGGAGCUCGACGAAGACCCUAAGGAAUCGGAGUCUUCGGUGGAUGAUGCAAGAGAAGGCUACUCGGGCCACACCGCAGACACGGAAGUGCCCGUGGAGUUCGAGGAAGGCCUGGCAGCCGAGCGCGAGGACGCUCUCAACUGCCGAGGUGCAGCCGGGCCAGCACCAUCGACCGAUGAUUCAGAUUCCGAGACAGGCGAGCAUCUGUCGGCUCAGAAGACUGGCAGUGAAGCUGUCGUAGCAGCAUCGCCGAAGACCCCACCCGCAGGAAGUGAUCCCGGCAGCAGCCCUGCUGGUUCGGAGGAUGGCAACAGCGAGGAUGACGAAGGCUCCUCCCAGUCUCUCAAGUCGCCGCCGAAGCCUUUGCGCAACAAGAGCGAGCACACCACCUUGAAGACACCGCCUCCUGCGAUGCCGGCUUGGAUGAAUCCCGACGAAGUGAUCACUCCGCCACCAGUCCCAGCACCCUUCAAAAAAGGGGGCAACCGACGCAAAGUCAAGAAAGGAACGAAAGAUGGCCGAUCCAAGGCCACCUUUGGCAAGCGCGGAAAGAAGCGAGCCGCCCAAACCUUGGGUGGCAAGGACUCCAAGAAGGCGAAGCACGAGGAACCGCCGGCAAAUGCCGGCCCGCGACGCGCGAUCGACCUUGACGGUGGAAAUGGUCCCUACUUUAAGGAGCACAGUCUAUCCUGGGUUCCCGUAGAAGCCAGGCCAGAGGGUGAUCUGGCCAAGCACAAGGGCAACCACAGUUACACCGUGACCGAUGGCGAGGCCAAGGUGGAGAUCCUUUUGCGACAGAAGGCAUUUUACGUUAAGCAGGCCAGGUCGGAUGCUCCUGGCCCGAAGGGUCAGAUUUCCGUUGGAAAGUACUCCAGCGUUGCGGCAGCAUGGGAUGAGGCGAAAGCCCGAAGCGGUUUGAACCUGUGA
This is a messenger RNA of Symbiodinium sp. CCMP2456, 1851 nucleotides long. Lineage: Eukaryota; Dinophyceae; Suessiales; Symbiodiniaceae. The record is from the annotation of a GenBank genome assembly.